Tetranychus urticae (two-spotted spider mite) is the source of this 2454-nucleotide messenger RNA. RefSeq names its product facilitated trehalose transporter Tret1. Gene Ontology annotation, molecular function: transmembrane transporter activity. Gene Ontology annotation, biological process: transmembrane transport. The record is from RefSeq and is a predicted model, not a curated record. Gene Ontology annotation, cellular component: membrane. NCBI's taxonomy places the organism in Eukaryota, Metazoa, Arthropoda, Arachnida, Trombidiformes, Tetranychidae.
CUUGGUUUGCAGCGCUCUUCAACAAGCCAACAAUCAACUGCAACAUUAUAUCAUCAUCUCAGCUCACUUACCCAAUUCAAAAUUCACUAACUCCCACCCAUCAUCAUCAUCAUCAUCAUUAACAUCUCUCACUCUCUGAUUUCCCUCUGUUUCUUUCAUCUAAAAGCUCAAACCUGAUCAAAACUUUGAUGAAAUUCAAAUGAAACAUUUGUCAACCUUCCAUUUCUUAGGUGUAUACCUUUGUGAUUAUUACUGAUUUAUGCUUCCAUGACAGUAUAAUUUUUACAAUUAACUUUAUUUAGUGACACUUAUUUUUAAAUUUUCAAGGAUCAAUCCAUUUCGUUUUUACAUUUCUUUCAACCUUAUCAAGUCUUCCAUUCAACAUGGCUUCCAGAGAUGGUCCAACCAAUGCAUCGUUAAAUAAUGAGAAAACCAUGAAAAAUGAUGAAUUUCGGAAAAUGUCCAAGAUCAAUCCGGCUGUUCGUAUCAAAUCUGAACCCUCCUUAUUGAUGUUCAUCGCUUGUAUCGGUGCUCUUCUCGGUGGUUUCUCAGUAGGAAUGGUGAUUGGAUAUGCUUCACCAGCAGUUAAUAGUAUGGAAAAGCGCAAUAGCCAUCCUCAUUAUGACCGUAAAUUGGAUUCCGAGGUGGAAACUUGGAUCCGAAGUAUACCAACCAUUGGUGCCAUUGUGGGAGGUUUAGCUGGAGGUCCACUUUCUAGUAUCACUGGUCGACGGAUGUGUCUAAUUUUAUCAUGUUUACCAAUGUUUUUGGGAUGGAUAUUGAUUGCAGCGGCAAAAAAUACGCCAAUGAUUAUAACUGGAAGGUUAAUUACUGGACUCGUAUCAGGGAUAUUUUGUUGUGCCACACCAACUUAUGUUCUUGAAGUUGUACCAUUAUCUUUACGAGGUACUUUUGGAAGUGGUUUUCAGGUUUUUGUUGUUAUUGGUAUACUUCUUUCGUCAAUUUUUGGAAUGCAAGUUGAAUGGCAAAUGCUUGCAUUUUUAUCUUCAAUUUCGUCAAUAAUAAUGCCCAUAGCAUUGUAUUUUUGUCCCGAAUCACCUAUUCACCUUUUCAAUAAGAAAGGAGCAACAAAGGAAACUUUAAAUGCUUUGAAAAGGUUGAGAAGUGAAUCAAGCCAAAUUGACGCUGAAUUUGAGGAAAUAUCCAAAACUCCCAGUGAAAGGCAACCAAUGAUUCUCAGCUGGGAACAAAUUAAAACACCAAACGUUUAUUAUCCACUUUUCUAUGUAUGUGGAAUGCUCUUCUUCCAACAAGCCUCCGGAGUUAAUGCGGUCGUUUUCAAUGAACUGGACAUUUUUGAUCUUUCGGGAAUCAAAUUGGAUUCAAACUAUUGUGCCAUUAUCUUGAAUACAGUGGUUGUUGUUGUGACCGUAGGAAGUGCUUCCAUUUCCGAUAAGUUUGGACGUAAAGUUUUAUUAUUUGUAUCAGGUGUUGGUAAUACACUUUCAUUAUUCAGUUUGUCAGUCUUCUUUUACCUAAGCGACAAGAAUUCAAACUUUGGACAAAAUUAUGGCUGGAUUGCUUUACUUUCAACAAUAGCGUAUUUAUCCUGUUUUGCCAUUGGCUAUGGACCCAUUCCUUGGGCCAUUGCACCAGAAAUGUCGCCUUACUUUGCUCGUGGUUUCAUCACGGCCGCAGGAACCUUCAUCAAUUGGGCAACUUGCUUUCUGGUAACCAAAGAGUUUGAAAAAAUGGAACAUUUAUUAACUCCUGCUGGAUCGUUUGCAUUUUUCACCAUAAUCUCUUUCAUUGGAAUGCUGUUUACCUCGUUCGUCCUUCCAGAAACCAAGGGUAAAUCAAUAGAGGAAAUCCAAGCACUUUUUAAUAAAAAAGCGAAACCAGAAAAGCAAACCAUAUCAACCAUCCAUUUAGAUUCCUUGGAUAUACCUAGUACAAUUGAAAAGGGAAGAAGUAAAAAAGAUUCAAAUAUCUAAUGUAAUUUAACCGGUUGAGACAGCAAAGUUAGCAAGCUCUUGUAUUACAUCCAUCAACCAUCAAUCAGCAAGAAGUCAUCUAUUGUGGUUUGCACUUCUGAAAGUCUUCUGAUAAUUUGACCAUCAAGAUCAACCCAUGUUAGGAAAAGAGUUGAACAAAUGCAACUACAAUCGCCUUAUUUCAAUAACAGAUGAUAUUGAAGUGGAAAUUUUCAGAAGAAAAUUGUGAAUAAUCUUCUCUAAUACUGGUUUUUAUCAUUGUUUUUUUCAAUUAACUGAAAGUUAUAUUUGUAAGUUUAAGCUUUAAAGCAAGCAGUUUGCAAAUUAUCCUUUUGCUAUGUUGUAAAUAUACGUCUUGAAGUUGACAACUCCUAUAAAAUUUUUACAUCCAUUUGGUAUAACAUUAAUAUCGAUGUACAGUUGUAUAGCAUUUUGUUGAAAACCAAAAUGUUUAACAAUUUUAUAAGACAAUUGAUUAAAAAUAUACUUGAGAAAUUGA